This is a messenger RNA of Physcomitrium patens, 7429 nucleotides long. Lineage: Eukaryota; Viridiplantae; Streptophyta; Bryopsida; Funariales; Funariaceae. The record is from RefSeq and is a predicted model, not a curated record.
GACUGUUUUAAGCUUCCUUGUAGUGCAUGGUUAAUGCGAAUAGCGGGUUUUUGUAGUAAUGCGAGGGUCGCUACGUCAGUGUUGACAGCCUCUAGCGUUAUACGUUAGAAGCUUGAGUGUCGUACCCCCCGCUCGCAACAGUAUGAAGUGGCUUUAGCAUUUUUCUAUUGCGGAUCCCGGAUUUGACAUUUUUCUUAGGGCGAGUUUUUUGAAUGGGAAUUACUGAGUAUUCUCGGAAUGUAGCUUGAGGCAUGUCUGCGUUCUCCAAAGAGAGUGAAGAUUGUCUUGGGGGCUGCUGUUUGGGUUAUUGAUGUCACUGACCCGAUUGGUUAUGCUUCUAGAAGCGGAUGCAGGUGACAUAUGUGCCUGUUUUAGGGUUAAAUUUGGAUCGGAAAGGUCCAUUGUAUUUCAGAGUGCAACGGUUUGAGAUUGCUGGAUUCUGAGUAGCCCAUACUUCGAUCGUAUAAUUCUAUGUGUGAUUUCUGCCUGAUCGUUGCCAUGGGCUGAACAGAAGACGCGGCGGUGAGAGAAUUUGCUCUACCUAGGAUGUCAAGAGAGCAUGCAUUGCUCUCUCUUUGAUUCUGGAGUGAUUUAUGGUGGUGUAGAAGAAAAUGAGGGGUAGAUAGUUUGAGAUGAAGGGUGAGUCCCGACGGAGGAGUGGCUGAAGCAGCUGCUAAGAGUGUCAUGGGCACUCCCGAGUUUUUCAUCAUGGAGGAAAAGACAACUGGAAGUGAUGUGAUUCUUGAACCGUUGGUUGUUCCUGAGUUUGUCAUUCUCAGUGAAUCAUCCCCUGUUCAGGAAGCCGAUCUUGGCUUACAGAGAAGGUUUGAUUUGGCGUUUGGCGAAGUAAAAUACUUCAAACCUGACUUAGUCGUCUCCAAGCCCAGCGCCCCAAGUCUGGAUAUCUCUGUUAGGUCAGAGUCUGCCAUCCCAAAGCGUUGCAAUUGUACUCAGUCUCAUGAGGAGAGCUGCAAAAACUGUAGUUUUCCGGAGAUGCUUGGUUCGGAACAAUCGCAGGUCACAGCCAGCUCUUUGAAUUCGUCGGGAGGAAAUGGUUUGACCGCCUCGGAGGGUGAUGAAUCUUGCAUUCCCGCUAUUUCUGUGGCAGAGAACGUGAUUGACAAGAUUCUUCCUGGAGAAGAUGGCCGAAACAUUCCCACACCAGAUACUCCUGGCUGUGGAGGCAGUACAUCGUCUUCUGAAAUGAAAGAGGUAGGAUUAGCAAUGAACGACGACUCUACCUAUCUUUCCACAUCUCUAGAUUCUAGCAACCUUGCCACACCAACUGGGGAGUCACGGGAAAUUCCCAAAUCCUCACUCACGAAGGAAAAGUCCCUCACGGAGGACCUCACUGAAACCCUAAACCAUAACGAAGGAGGUGUCUCAAAGAGUAUGAUUGUGGCUGUAAAUUCUAAGCGGAAAUUUCAGCACUUGUCGAACAGCGAGUUUUGCAGCAACUCCGGCUCACCAAAGUCCAGGGAGAUGUCCGGUGCCCAGCUGAGGAUCUUCGUGGAUGGGGAUGAGAGAGAUGUGACCAAUGAUGCAGCCGAGGAGAGGCGAAAGAGUCUCAUAAAUGCAGCAAUAGCAGCUGAUCUUCCCAAGUUUAAAUGGGGUGACCUUGACAUGGAAGACCUAGAAAAUAUGCAAGCCGUAUCCAAGAAUGGCGCAAAUGUUGAUUCGAGAUCUCUUGUAGCUUAUAAGGAAUUUCAUGAAGAUGUACGGUUAGACGCAGGAUUUGAUUCUCAGGAGAGUGCUUCACCGGGUGUUGAGCAGGAACUUAGAGGACUUGAAUUCUCUGGUGGGAUCAAGGAGCAAAGAAGCGUUUGCCCAGUAGGCCAGCAAAUCGACUUUCCUGGUUUUGUUGUGCCUCUUGCAGAUUUGCAGGAGGAGGUCGCUGUUGCAGCGCCUGUGCAAACUUCAACACAGAAGAUGAACCCUGCUGAUCUUAAAGAAUCUGUAGAAGGAGCAUUUCAGGAUGUUGAGGUUUAUAAUAGCGACACUCCUGGCUUAGGUGAACGUGUUUCGGCUGCGGAAGUGCCAGAGCUUAACGAACAGGCUUUGAAAGAUGGAAUUAGAAAUGUGGAAGAGUCCAGUGACAAUGCUAUGGCUUUGGUACCUGUUACAGAUGAAGCUUCAUGUGAAAAUUAUAUACCUGACAGUGCUGGAGGAGCGGAAGCUGGGGAAGGCAAGGAAAGGUUCCGUCAGCGCCUAUGGUGCUACUUAUUUGAAAAUAUGAACAGGGCCAUUGAUGAACUCUAUUUCCUAUGUGAGCUCGAGUCAGACGUCGAGCAGAUCAAAGAAGCCCUACUAGUUUUGGACGAAGCAGGUCUUGAUUUUAAAGACUUAAAAGCAAGAGUUGAGGGCUUUGACCGAGUGAACAAAGGCCCUGGUCUACCCCGACCAGCCUCGGCUGCGAGUACUAGCAGCUCUGUAUCAAGCAAAGGGGACCCUCAACAGAGACGCCCUCACGCCAUAGCUUGGGAGGUACGUCGUAUGGCAUGCUCUCAGGAGCAAGCUGACUUGCUGUCCUCAUCACUAGAGGCUUUCAAGAGAGUUCAUGGUUCCCUACAGUUCGGUAGUUCGCAAGGUAGGAGAAGGGACACCUCUCAGCUUCUCUCUCCAGAGUCAGAGAAGCUUGCCCACUCUGAGUAUGUCAAGUUGAAGGAAUCUGUUGCAGCUUCCCGAGAAAUCCCUGUCCCAAGCUCCAAGGAAAUCCCUCCUAGAGCAAAGGAUUCAGUAGUUACAUUCAAAAACACCACCCCAAAGCCUAAUGAAGUCCCUCCAAAUCGUAGAGAUGCCUCCCUUAAGUCUAAUGAUGACACUCCCAAUUGUAGAGAUGUUCCUUCAAAGUCUAAGGAAGUCGUUUCCUCUAUCAAAGAACUGCCAGCUAAAGUGAAAGAUGGUAUUAUAUCUAAAAUCACUGAUACUAAGCUUAGGGAAAAUCAAAACUCACGGUUCUUGAGUAAGUCUUUAAAUAUAGGACCCCCUCGUGCAGAUAGACGACAAGCAUAUACUAGUGAGAAUUUGUCAUCUGCACGAGCUACUGCUUCCCCGAAGCAGAAAGAAUCGCUUCGGAGGAAAGGGAGCUCAAUCAGUGAUAGCGAGCUGCUUACCAAUCGAAGCAUUGAUUCUGCCAGCAAGAGAUCAGCACCCAGCACUUCUAUUGACAGAUUCAUGAGUCCCACAGCGUCUAGUGAGCAGCGGGCUUCCUCCAGAGAGAAGCAGUUAAGUGUGGAGAAAGGGGCCAAGACCGCUCUUGAGGCGUGGAAGGAGAAGAGAAACUGGGAAGAUAUACUCUCUACACCACUUAGUCGGUCAUCACGCGUGUCGAGAUCCCCAGGGCCGGGGAGAAAGAGCACAGAGCGAGUACGUGUGCUGCAUGAUAAGCUUAUGUCACCUGAGCGUAAAAAGAGGAGCCCUUUAGAAACUAAGAAGGAGGUGGAUGGGAAGCAAGCUCGCGCUACAAGGAUACGCAUGGAGCUGGAAAAUGAGAAAGUGCAGCGGCUGCAGAAGACAACGGAGAAAUUAACUAGAGUGAGUGAGUGGCAGGCAGUGAGGAGUAACAAGCUCCGGGGUGGUAUGCAUGCUCGGCAGCAGCGUGGAGAGUCUCGGCAUGAAGCUCACCUAGCCCAGAUUGCCAGGAGAGCGAGUGAUGAGAGUAGUAAAGUGAGUGAGGUGAGGUUCAUCACUUCUUUGAAUGAAGAGAACAAGAAGUUGGUGUUGCAGCAGAAGCUGCUAGAUUCAGAGAGCCGGCGUGCUGAGAGGCUGCAGAGCUUGAAGUUGAAGCAAAAGGAAGACAUUGCGAAGGAAGAAGCUGCGCAAGAGAGGAGACGGCAACUGGAGGCUGAGAGACUGCAAAGGAUUGCAGAGGUGCAGCGACGGAAAGACGAGGCGAAAGCUAGGCGAGAGGAGGAGAGAAAAGCUGCGAGUGCAGCAAGGGAGGCCCGAGCCGUAGAGCAUGUAAGGAAGAAGGAAGCCUGGGCUAAGGCGCAGCAAGAAGAAGCUGAGUUACUUGGUCAGAGACUCUCGGAGAGACUGAGAGAGAGUUCACUGCGGCGAAAAAUAUAUUUGGAGCAAAUCAGGGAGCGGGCUAUGAUGGACUUUGACAAGCAAGACAAGCGCAGCCGGGAGACUCUGAGUGAAUUCUCUGGGAGGACUCGCGAUCAAGGCUCUCCGUUUGGGAGGCGAACCUCAAGCCGAGAGAAAAGCUCUCCUUACCAAAUAUUGGAAAAUGAAUCCGAAAGAGAUACACCCUUGGGUAGAGGGCCAACUGGUGGCAAAAGACAAGCCGGUGUAGGGCUGAUCAGUUUGGUAGGAGAUCGCGACAAUGUCUAUUUGCAGGUAAUCAAGAAAAGAGUGAAGCGAAUUCGGCAGCGGUUGACAAGCAGGAAAACUGAAUUUAAUGAGCCCCCUUCUGGUAUUGAGGGCCAUGGUCUUGGUACUGCAACUGUCGCAGGUGGAGCUCGUUCGAAGAUAGGGCGAUGGAUGCAAGAGCUGGGACGACUGCAGGCAAUGCGCAAGCCUGGAAGUUUGACUUCCAGUGGCUUGAUCAUCUCCGAGAUUAUAAAGUAUUUGGAGGAAAGAGAGCCUGAGCUUCACGCUGCUCGUCAGCAAGGCCUUGUUGACUACAUUGCCACAGCACUCCCAGCGUCCCACUCUUCCAAACCCGAAGCCUCAGCCUUCACUGUGGCCUUACUCCGCCUUCUGAUGGUAGUUCUCUCGCUUCCCGCGAAUCGGAGCUACUUCAUAGCUCGCAAUUUGUUACCUCCUCUCAUUCCUAUGCUAUCCACGGCUCUGGAGAAUUUCAGCACCAGUGACUCCGUAAACAACCAAGGAGUACUCUCACCCGUCACCUGCAGCCAGACAAAAGAAGUCCCUGCUUUUUCUUCUGAGAACCAAUCCGCUUCUGUCUUGAUUCUGAAAGAGGAGAGUAUGUCUCAAGAGGAAAAAUCGGAAGUGAUGCAAGCAGCGCUAGAGGGAUUGCUGUGGGUUGUUUUAGCUAUCAUCGGCCAUUCCUGCGUUGAUGAUCACCUAAUUCAAAUGCAAGAGGAUCUUGCAGAGCUAGUCGUAGCUUGCGAGGUCCUUCACAAACUAAAGAACCUCUUUGCUCUCUUUGAUCGGCCACAAAUGGAAGGAGCUGCAAUUCCUGGUCCUGUUCUGCUAGGUCUGCGGUUGCUGGAGACUUUGACUGGGCCGAGGGGGAAGGCGCUAACAGCUGCUCAUGAGGCCCCAGUCAACAUCGUAGGCCGCUCUCCGCAGCCACCUCCGGAAGCAGAGAGCGGUCAGGAAGAUGCAGGAGCGCAGAAGCUGGAUGGUGUAAGGGAGGAAUGCGUAAAUGAGAACUCCUGUGUGCUUGGUAGCUUUGGAGCAUCUGACGAGACGAAGGUGGAGAAGCCCGAGGCCAAGACUAAUGAUUUGGCUGCGGUAAGCUCUACCAUACCCCAAAUGGACGAAAAAAACCAAAAGAACUUGAAUCGCUCUACAAAGUUCCUACUCGAGGCCAUUGAGGAGACGGGGCUUGUUGGUUUACCUUCAUUGUUGACAGCUGUUCUUCUCCAGGCCAAUCCCCGGGCUACACCAGAGCAGGCUGCAACUGCUCUCCCAUCCAAUUUCGAGGAGGUGGCUACUAGUGUUCUGCGGGUGUUAAAUAAUGUCGCCAGGCUCGACCUCUCACUCGUACAAAACAUGCUGGCUUUACCAGAUCUUAGGAUGGAGUUCUUUCAUCUUGUCAGUUUUCUCCUGUCUCAUUGUACCUGCAAAUGGAAGAGCACUACAGAUCAGGUUGCUGCAUUGCUUAUGGAAACCUUACUACUUCUUGGCUAUGCUGCGUUGCUGCAUCCUGGCAAUCAAGCUGUUCUUCGAUGGGGCAAAAGUCCUACAAUCCUUCAUAAGAUGUGUGACCUGCCAUUUGCAUUUUUCAGCGAUCCGAAGCUGACACCCAUUUUGAUCGGAACUCUGCUGUCGGUCUGCUACGGUAGCGAGCGCAAUCGAGAGGUUGUUCAGCAAGAGCUAAGUAUGGACUUGCUACUUGGGUUCUUGAAAAAUCUAAAGCAGCCUCCAAUUCCAGCUCCUGCACCGGAUAUGAGAUCCGAAGACGAUGAGACAUCAGUGAAAUCGAAGCCAAAAUCCGCGUCUGAGCCAGAAUCAGCUCCCACUACAGCACGUGGGCGGACUCGCCAUAAGUCUCUUUCUGAUGCAUUUUUCCCAUCACCGAAGAAACCUAAUCGUUUGCUCACAAAAAGCUCACUAAACUUGAGCUCAAGCAUGAGCAUGGUCUCCUCUGAUGGUGACAGCAUUUCUAAGGAAUUUAAGAGUGGGAACUCGAGCUUUAGGAACAUGAGUGGUCGGGUUGCCCCAAUAACCGAAUCACAGACUGCAGCAAAGAGAUCAAAGGGCGCUGCUUCUGGUUUUCCUUCUCCAUCUCUUUCCAUCAGAUCUAUGAAUCUUUCCCAGACACAGACCACUCCUGUGACUAAUGUUGCAUCUCAAGACGUUAGUGCCUUAUCUUCUACAAGCCCUGCAGUCCUAUCGCUGCGAAACCGGUUUCCACAGAACUUGUGGUCAUAUGCCGAAGAUUUCUUUUCAACAAGUCCGUGUGUGGAAAAUGUUUUGAAUAGUACAUAAAGAUCCUUACUGAGUAAGAAGGUGUAAGCUAAGAGGAAUAGCCUCCAGCAUUUUCAAGAUCCCGGGUGCAGAUGUAUUAGUCUACAGAGAAGAGUUUCCGCUCCAGGACAGUGGCUACGUACAAAUUUGAAGUGGCAGUCACUGCUCCGUAUAUCCACGUUGAGCUUCUUGAGGUAGCUGUUUUGAAGUUGGUAAUGGGGUUCGUUGCAACCUCAAGAUGCCGUGUUUUUAUCUGUUAAGGUCGACAACCGGAAGUUUUGUUGGAUCCCCUAUGUAUCAAACAUGGGGUCGAAUGGUGAGCAGCCCAGAGUGUGACGAGAAUCCCCUCUGCACUAUGGUGAGUUGCUGUAAAGGAAGUGAUUACUUCUAUCCACUAAGGCUGGGUGAGCCUUCGGGUUUGCCCCUCUUUUCUUGGAGGCUAAUGAAGCCCCCAUUUAUCUGUUUUGACAAAAUUCUUUCAUAUUCUGAUUCAGAUACCCAUAUCUACUUAGUGUGCGUCCCCGAAAGAUCAUUCAAGAACCUAAUUAGAGAGCAGAAUUUUUCUCCAAUGAGGUCCACCAUAGGCAGCACAGCAGGGAUACAAGGACACCCUUUAGUCAGCCGAAUCUUGAAAUUUAAGAGAUUUUCUACUUUCUAACAGGCAUUAUAUGAUUGGUUAAGAAAUGGGAAUUGCCAUGUAAGUUUCAGAUCCAAGUGAAUUAUAGUUUUGAAACAGCCAGUAUUCAGAGUAUCAGGUUCAAGUAUGUACCAAAGUAUGAACUCGUUGGUUUUUUGUUUUCUACUUCAAAUCACAAUUCUUAAACUA